UCCCUCCAAAAUCCAGGUCAAACUAAAAUGGCCGCCUUUCCCAAUCAAGGCAACGUCGCUGCUCAACAGAGUUCGGACUUAAAGUACAGUUUAGUUCAUGGAUGUCAUCUUGUUGGGGGUCCCAAUAGUUUGAAAGAAAACCCCUCCGCAUUCUGGUUCUGUCCAAACAUGAAACCGUCUGAAGAUUGCGACGAGGCCAUUUUGUUAAGAGUCAAACGAAGCAGUAAUCAUGCAGAGCGGCGAGGAACGUCAACGCAACACGGGCUUCUGAAUUGAAUAAGCGAGGAGCGGUGUGAUGUAAGCGUCGACUCACGCCGCACACACGGGAAGUGGUUGAAGCGUGAGCGGCACCCGCGGCAAAGAAAGGUCCCCUGCCGCGCCGUUAGCACUCCACUGCUAACCUUGCUCAUGGAAGGCGAGCACAUCAAUGGAGUGUCACCGCUCGACCGCUAAGCUCCUUCCUCGUCUCCCGCAUCCUCAUUCCCGACACGUUUCUUUCCUUGGAGGAGGUAAAGUGCUUUUUGUUCUUGUUGUUAUCCGUCGUCGUUUCCGGGCUCGUGCGUCCACACGCUGCUGAUGUGACACACGUGCGCGCCGGCCCUUUAAGAGAAUCAUGACAACAGGGAAACGCUUCCUGUGCAGAUUUGAAUUGUUUGUUGUUGUCGUUUUCAAUAAAACAGUAUUCAUUGGCCAACUUUUCAGAAUGCCGAUGCAUUUGGUGUAAAUGUUAUUUUAUAAGUAACAGGAAAGACCAGUUUUAAACCUCAAGUAUCACAUGUGAUCCAGUUGGCAGUCUCAUUUUUUUUGUGUCCAUUUUUACCACAAGGAAAAUGUACGUAGUCCACAUUAAGCAGAUUUGCUUAGCUUCUUUGCCGGGGAGACGCUCGUGACGUCGGCGCAAGUCGUGGCUGCCGACACAAUUCGACUGACCGGUGCGCGUGUGACGUGAAUGACUGAGCGGCCGAUCGGGCAGAUUUGCAAGACUUAAGUGAUCAGUUUAAUUGCUCCACUCUGAUUCUCACUUGCUGACGACGACGCCCUGCUUUGAGCUUUCCGUAUGUUGACAUCCGGCGCAUUUGACCCAAAUUUGACACUUCUGAAGCAGCAAGCUUGCAAACUUUUUUUGCUGAAGCGCCUCAUUUUACUUUUAAACUGGACAAAUGGGCCAGGUCACCCAUUAAAAAAAAAAAAAGACCAUCAUGGGCCCUCCCGGCAUCGGCCGAGCCGUCCACCGGCUGGAGUUCUGCCACUGCAAGCAAGGACUUGGUGUGAAGAUCAUUGGGGGCUACCGAGAAAUGACAGGAGAAGACUUUGGCAUCUUCAUAAAGAGAGUCGUAGCCGGUGGACUGGCUGCGCUUGACGGUCGGCUCAAGUCGGGUGACCUGAUUGUGGACGUGAACAACAUCAGCCUGAGGGGGGUCACCAAUGAGAGGGCGGUGGAGAUCCUGAGGACCGCAUCGCUGUCCAAUCACAUGUCUCUCCUGGUUGCCAGGGACGACGACUCCAAGCGGGAGUUUUCCGAGCUGAUGGAGAAGUACUGCUCCGGUCCCUUGGCGGCGUCCGGUGGGAUCUCACCGACUCAGCAGUCCGCAGGGAAGCUGCCGGCCACCGCCACCGCCGUCGCCUCCUCGUCUGAGAGCCCCCAGCUGCUCAGCCCCAAAGAGGGGGUCUCGCUCUACAGCCCCGUGGCCACACCCGCCUUCAGCGACAGCGUGAUCCAGUUGAUCUGCAUCGCCAAGGGCAGCGGCCUGGGCCUGGUCAUCAAGGGCGGCGCCAACCGCUCCGAAGGCCCCAUGGUCUUCAUCCAGGACAUGGUGGCGGGAGGAGACUGCCAGAAGGACGGCAGGCUGCAGGUUGGGGACCAGCUGGUGUCCAUCAAUAAGGAAUCUCUCAUCGGCGUGACGUACGAGGAGGCCAGGACUAUCCUGACGCGCACCAAACUCAGACCAGAUCCCACCGUGGAAGUGGCCUUCAUCCGGCGCCGGACUUCCUCCAGCUCCAGCAGCGGUUCCCACAGUCCUGUCGUAGGCCCCUGCGGGGCCAUCAGAUGCCCCGCGCCAGUUGUGGUCACCAAGCUCGCCUGCAGCCGCAACCCGGCCAGCGAGACGCUGCCGCCCGUCAACGUCUGCCAGGUCCGAGUGAGUCCAGUCAUGAGCCAACACGCAUGCGUUUCAUCCUUAGAUGAGUCUGAUCUCAAUGUGGAUGGCGCUCAUCUGAAAGUGGAGCAAGUGGAAAAGGCUCUGGACCUACUGGGCCUGAAGCCUUCGGACGCUCAGCGCCAGGCGCUCUGGUCCCGACUGCGAAGCGAUCCGCCUGGCGUGGUGGCCUACGCCGAUUUUGAGAGCGCGACCAGGGAGGUGUUCAAGUUUCAGCCCGACGGGCUGACCGCCGCCCAGCCGGGGUCAAGGUUCACGUCUGAGGACCUGUUGAAUCUGCUGGAGGUGCCCGCCAGCCGCCGGUCAACGUCCGAUUGGGCCGACGCGGCCGAGAUGGACCGACUGAGGAAGGAGAACGUGGAGGCUCUGCGGGAGGUCAAAAGGCUGCAGGAUCAGCUGCUGGAGUCUCACAGGGUUCAGCGGCAGAUGGAGGAAGAGCUGGACAGCGUCAGACAGGAAGCCAAGGCGGCCGCGGAGGAAACGCAGGCGCUGCGGGCACGGGCGGAGCUGGCCGAGGAGGCCCGCAAGCAAGCCCGCGGGAUGGAGAUGGACUAUGAAGAGGUGGUCCACCUGCUGGAAGCCGAGAUCGCCGAGCUGAAGACUCGGGGGGGCAAAGAGCCUCUUCAUCCUCCUCCUGCUCCUCGCCUGGACAAUAAGGAGGACGUCGAGCAACUGAAGAAGGCGGCGGCCGUGCUGCAAUGCCAGCUGCGGAAGAGCGACGCCGCCAAGAAAACGUUGGAGACGGCGACCGCAAAACUGCUGACGUUCGUCGCGAAUGUUCAAGAGUUCCUGCUUGAAGGACUCGGGCCCACCAGCUGCGCAGACGUCAAGGGGCCCUCGAAAGGCGGACCCUCGCGACACGAGAGCUCGUGGACCGCGGCGGCGCUGGCCAAGGAAGCGCACCACCUGAGGACCAGCGUCGGGAACUUCCUGGACGUGGACACCCCGCCCGCAUGCGCCCCCUAGUGGACAUCCGCCUCUGUCGCGAGGGAGUGCCCUCCCCGUUUCGACACUCGCCGUCGCUCACCGCGUGGAGCAGCUCAGCCACGUUGCCUCGCUUCUUCUCCGUAGACGCCACGUGUGCUCUUCGAACCUGCAUGCGCUUCACCAAAACUGCAUCUGUGUCUCUUUUCAGUCAGGAAAGUAGCACUCGACACUCGUGUACUGUGUAAAAACGUUUCGUCGUCAUCAUAACGAUUCCCUAGGAUGGAAUGAAAUACACCCGUUUCUACUCGUACUUGACAUGCAUAAUUUCAAUGGACAUUGUGCUGGUCCUCGUGCUGUGUGCGCCGCGCCCACGAGCGAGACGCCAUCAUACACAAAGAAGACCGCCAAAAAUCAGCCGCAGUAGUAUUCCACUUAUUUUUUUGGGCAGAGCAUAAAGAACAGAGGCCUGUCGCUCUUGCGAUUUGGCCGUCUGUGUUUCUUGCUGCACUGUUUGUGUUCAAAUCUCUGUUUUCAACAUUUACAAAGACAUUAAUGCUCGGAUGAAGUUUUACACACACACACACACACAGUAUUUCAGUGUGUGUGUGCGUCAGGUGGGGGGGAUGACGGGACAAGAUGAUGAUGGUAGGAUUCAUAAAGGAACUGUCAACAAAAGUCUUUUGGGGCCUUAUGUCAGCCACUUGCAAAAAGAUCACCCUCACCUAAUUAGCACGAGCACACACACACACACACACACACACACACACACACACACACGCCAGGUUGAUGAUGAUGAUGGUGGUGGCCAUAUGUGAUGAAUAGAGUCCCAAGAAAGAAAGUAGGUCAUGUGGAUGCAGGAGAGUUUUCCUUCCAUGUGCUUUUCAUCACGUCGCCUGUUGCUAGGAUACCUGAUGGCGCUUGGCACAUGCGUGUCAAGAUGGAGGAGACGUACUGUCGGUCGGCAGGCGUUUUUCGGCACAAAGCCCAAUUCAUAGUUGGAGUUUGUUUUCCAAGCAGGAUUGUUUGUUUGUCUUUGUCAAGUCCAAACUUGCCAAUAAAGUUUGUCUUGCUGUGA
Messenger RNA from Hippocampus zosterae (dwarf seahorse), 4158 nucleotides. RefSeq names its product syntaxin binding protein 4 (gene stxbp4). Gene Ontology annotation, molecular function: syntaxin binding. NCBI's taxonomy places the organism in Eukaryota, Metazoa, Chordata, Actinopteri, Syngnathiformes, Syngnathidae. Gene Ontology annotation, biological process: regulation of insulin secretion involved in cellular response to glucose stimulus; insulin receptor signaling pathway. The record is from RefSeq and is a predicted model, not a curated record. Gene Ontology annotation, cellular component: cytoplasmic vesicle. The coding region runs from base 1200 to 3122 and encodes 640 amino acids. The transcript is spliced from 23 exons.